AAGAGUGGAGUUCCUUCACUCUGAUCAGAACAAGAAGGAGAGGGAAGCAGGGAAGGGAAGAUAGAGGUUUAUCUCUUGGCCUGUUGGAUUUCAGGUGCGUUUUAAUGGCAGGUGGUUGGACACUCCUGGUGCUGGACUUGGAUGAAUGUGUGGCGUACGAUGAUCCGGAGGACCCACUAUGUAUAAACGGACAGUGUAAGAACACAAACGGCAGCUACGAGUGCUUGUGUUAUGAUGGUUUCAAACAACUCGCCACAGGUAUAGAAUGUGAAGAUAUCAACGAAUGUGCGGCCGACUUCAACAUCUGCGGGCCAGAUGGAAUGUGUGUCAACACCCAGGGAUCUUAUAAAUGUUUCUGUGACGAAGGAUUCAUCCCCAGCAAUGGGGUGGCCACAUUUCGGAUGGAUGACAAUGUAAAAUGUUCAUAUGUGUUCAUAUUGAUAUGGACACCACGGGUGAAGAUAUGGACAUAG
Synchiropus splendidus (mandarinfish) is the source of this 473-nucleotide messenger RNA. Its product is annotated as adhesion G protein-coupled receptor E2-like. Gene Ontology annotation, molecular function: calcium ion binding. NCBI's taxonomy places the organism in Eukaryota, Metazoa, Chordata, Actinopteri, Syngnathiformes, Callionymidae. The coding region runs from base 105 to 473 and encodes 122 amino acids. The transcript is spliced from 3 exons. The record is from RefSeq and is a predicted model, not a curated record.